Messenger RNA from Rhipicephalus microplus (southern cattle tick), 1447 nucleotides. RefSeq lists its product as uncharacterized. Lineage: Eukaryota; Metazoa; Arthropoda; Arachnida; Ixodida; Ixodidae. The record is from RefSeq and is a predicted model, not a curated record.
AUGCUGCACCGCAAGGGCAGCCGACGCUCGUCGCAGCCCAACCUGCGUCGCGCCAGCAUCGCGGUCACGGGCGCCUACUCGGCGUCCUCUUCCUCGCGCCGCCAGUCCAUGGCGGUGCCCGCCUGGUCUCCUGCGGUGGCCGGCAGCGCCUCGUCGUCGUCGCUCAGCCCGCGGAACAGCCUGGCGGCGCCGUCUCGCCACCGGGCCAGCCUGUCGCCCGGCCCUUCUUCCUCCGACUUGCAGCUGUCGGCACUCAGCGGUUCCUCGGCGGCGACGCGCUGCGUCACCGUGGUCCCCACGGCAGCAGCCGGAGCCAGGUCUCCCAGGGUGUCGCCGAGGCCAUCGCCAAGGGCAUCGCCCCGCAGUUCACUGUCGGUGCCCGAGAGCGAAGAGCGAAGGCGAUCCAGCUGCACGAUUUCCCUGGACGACCGCAGACGGCUGUACGUGAAGGCCGAGGAAGAGAAGCGGUACGCGGCGUACGGCUCCAUCAGCUACCAGAUCCGAGAGGCCAACGAGGAGGCAUCCAACUUCUUCGACUUCAUGGGACGCGCCCUCGCCAUCGUGGGCACGUCGGUGGUGGUGACCGUUCUACUGGCGAUGUUUUCGAUCCUGCCCCUGCUGAUGAUGAUCAUAGGGGUGCAGUACUUGCAGGAGUGCCCCAAGGAGCCCAACAUUCCGUUGUACCUGUUGAUCGGUGGUGCGUUCGGCCUCAUUAAGGUGGGCACGCUGCUCUACCACCAAAUGAGGCGGCGACGCUACGAGCGACUCGACGACGCCUUGGCCGACGGCGACAUCGACGAGCUCUGGUCCUCCACGUCGACCAAGGUCACCGAGUACGCGCUCACCAUUUUCCUGCUCGUCUGGUUCGGCAUGGGAAACUACUGGGUGCUCCACAUCUACCGGCCCCGUUACGAGCCACUGCUGCGAGAACCCAACAACUACUGCGACAAGACCGUGUACACGUUCUCGCUCGUACACCUGCUCGUGUGCUACGGCGUCAUCGGCCUCUGGGUCAUCGAGGUGAUCUGCCUCGCACUAUGCGUCAGGGUGUUUGGACUGUGGUGCAAGAAGUGAGCCCCGUCACUCCCACUUCAGACGGACAUACGUACUCGCGUUUCGUGCCUAUUUUCUCGAUGAACUGACAUGGGAAAGCCUGUGUCGCAACGGGCGUCAGCUCCGAGCUAGUAUGACGUUGCUCGAGGAUAUCUUUUGACUCAGUGCCGCAAGACGAGUACUGUGCUGCAGAAGUGCUUUAUUUUCUUUUUGUUUGUUUGUUUCGAACGUUUCUGUUCAUCAGCUCCUGAUCAAGCUCGUCUGCGAGAGGUCAUCAAGGCAACCUGACCUUAAGCUGAAUCUGAUGAUGACGACUGCCCUGGUUAUGACAGAACCAGUCGGACUCUGUUGGGAACAGUUCUGGAUCGGUAGGAGGUGUACGCGUUUGAGCAGG